Messenger RNA from Cuscuta campestris, 2421 nucleotides. NCBI's taxonomy places the organism in Eukaryota, Viridiplantae, Streptophyta, Magnoliopsida, Solanales, Convolvulaceae. The record is from the annotation of a GenBank genome assembly.
CCUACAUCACAUCGAGCAGUUUAUGACCACACCUCUUCAGUCCUCCUCCUCCUACCUUGAGCCGAUGAAGAGUGAAGCACGCGCACAGACAACUUAGAGAUCGACUAUAUCCUGAUUGAUGAUGAGGAUUUGGGUGCCAUCAGCAAGGGAGGAAUUUUAUAAGUUGGUAGAUGCAGAUCUAAGGGGAUUUAAUAUGUACUCUUUGUCGGAACGCACUGAAUAUGCCACUUCGUUGAUUAUUAUGGGUUCUUGCUAAACUUCAAAAGGCUUAUACUUUUUUUCUACUAUGUAUCGUGUGUCCUAUAUGUUCUUCACAGCGACCUCUGUAUUCGUUCUGAAGUCCUCAGUAAAGUUUGUUCUCUACCAUUAUUGUUUCACUGUUUUCUGAUAACUAUCUUGCAUUUGUCACAACACCCUUACUAUCUAACACUAUUUGAGCCGGAGGUUUCUUGGAAACGGUCUCUCUACUUCAUAAUAGGGCCCAGGGGUAAGAUCUGCAUACACACAUCCUCCUCACACCCUACAUUUGUCGAAUUCUAUUGGGUUUGUUGUUCUUCUUGUUACUGUCUUCAUGAUCUUCAACGGCCAAACCCUCACAAAAAGAAGCUUUUAUCAUUUUGUCUCAUCUGUUCUGCCUGUUUUUUAUCAAAUUGCCGUUUCAAACUAUUUUAAGCCUUUUUCCACUUUGCACGCUGGGCUGGAAGCAGAUUCUGAUCUCGCAUUCUUAUUUGCUAAAAUAUCUCCUGGGAGCAGUGAGGAUGAGGUUUUCCUGUCUCUUCAAUCCAAUCCAGCUUGUGAGACCAUCCGGCUUACUCACAAACUAGUAGGGAAUUUGCUUCACUGUUUCAAAGAUGACUGGAAAUCGGCAUUGGGUGCUUUCAGAUGGGCAGAGUCACACCCUGGGUACACACCCUUGCCAGAAUUCUACGACGAAGUGGUGGACAUACUUGGGAAAAUGAAGAAGAUGGAUAGGAUGUGUACAUUUUUAGACGAAAUGUGUCAUAACCAGCAGACAGUUACUCUGAGCACCAUAGCAAAAGUCAUGAGAAGAUUUGCAGGCGCUGGAAAGUGGAAAGAAGCAGUGAGGAUAUUUGACGAGUUAGGAAAGUACGGGAUUGAGAAGAACACUGAAUCCAUGAAUUUGUUACUUGACACACUCUGCAAGUCAAACAGGACUCUCCAGGCACGUGAAAUCUUCUUGGAGCUCAAGUCACACAUUCCACCAAAUCCAAACACGUUUAACAUUUUCAUUCAUGGCUGGUGCAAAGCUAACUCGGUGGACGAAGCACUUUGGACGAUUCAGGAGAUGAAAGGGUACGGAUUCCACCCGUGUGUUAUCAGCUACUCAACCAUCAUCAGAUCCUAUUGUAACCAGUCCAACUUCCCCAAAGUGUAUGAGCUUCUUGAUGAGAUGAACGCCGAAGGGUGCGAACCAAAUGCUGUGACGUUCACCACAAUCAUUUCUUCUCUGACAAAGCUGGAGAGAUUUGAGGAAGCUCUGGAGGUUCGCGAAAGGAUGAGAUCGGUCGGGUGUAAACCUGACACACUUUUCUAUAAUGCCUUGAUUUAUACGUUGGGCAGGUCGGGCAAAUUAAAAGAGGCUGUUCGUGUUCUCAAAGUUGAGAUGCUGACACACGGUGUGAAACCAAACACUUCGACUUACAACUCUUUGAUUGCUAUGUUUUGCCAUCACAGACAAGAAGCUGAUGCUUUAGAGUGUCUGAGAGAAAUGGAAAGUUCACCAAAUUGUGAACCUGAUGCCCAGACAUACUAUCCUCUGCUGAAGCUGUGCUUUAUAAAUGGGAAGACUGAUGAUUUGUUGCCUGAGUUAAUGGAUGAAAUGGUUAAUAGGCAUCAUCUGAGUCUGGAUCUGUCAGCAUAUUCUCUUUUGAUCCACGGGUUAUGCAGAUCGAAUAAAUGUGAAUGGGCCUAUAGGGUUUUCGAAGAGAUGAUAGCUAAAGAGAUCACACCCAGGUAUCAAACUUGCAAAGUUCUUUUGGAGGAAAUCAAACAGAAAAAUAUGUUUGAUGUUGCCGACAGGGUUGAAGAGUUCAUGAAGAAGAUGAAGUAAUCCUCCCUUGAACAAGUCUUUGUUUUUGGCCUGUAUGGAUUUAAUUAUACAGGGAUGAAGUCUUUGAAAUCUUGGGCUUUCAGAUUCAAAAUUCAAAGUUGAGGAGGCGUCGGAGGUUAUCCCCUUUUGCAUUCCUACUUUGCCCUCUGUAUCAAAUUAUAUGCAGUAUAAUUUAUAUCACACUCUUCAAUGACACGGAGUAGUAAAUAUACGGAUUUGUCUCUAGAAAGACUUGUGUCCAACCCUUCAACUUCAUCUAACUCAAAGCUUCCUUCAUUGCCAUUGCUUUCACUUCCCUUGCACCAAAGUUCCUCGGUUGGCAAUGAGAGAGGGUAGCAAGGAGGUAAUAU